Molecule: messenger RNA, 1383 nt
Organism: Prunus mume (Japanese apricot)
Lineage: Eukaryota; Viridiplantae; Streptophyta; Magnoliopsida; Rosales; Rosaceae
Source: RefSeq, a predicted model, not a curated record
AUUGUUAUAAGAGGUUUCAAAAUACAAAGUGAAAAACAAGAACCAAACGAACUGGACAGAUGUCACUGUAGCCACUUUACAAGUUCAACUCAACCUCAAAUCAUCUACAUUUGGCAACCUCAACUCACAACCCUCAGCCACCUCACACCUCCCCCAUGCAACAUGCAUGUCCACGUGGAAGCCUCACAACACACCACGUAUUCCCAUUCCUUUAUCAAUUCUCUCUCCUUGGAAUCCUUCUGAUCACAUAUGUGAAAGUAUUUACAACCAGAGAGUCUACACUUGCACUGAUCAUAGUCACAGAGAAAGAGAGAUAGUACGAACGACGUCGUUUGAGAUGGCUUCAAGUGACAAGACACCGACUCCGAACCCGGCCUUCCAGGGCGACCAUCCGACGCCGCCGGGAAAGCCGAUGACGAUGGGGCAACACGUGUUGGACAAAGGAGCGGAGAUGAUGCAGUCCCUGAAGCCGGUGAACCAGAUGAGCCAGCACGUGUGCACCUUCGCCCUCUACAGCCACGACAUGACACGUCAGAUCGAGACCCACCACUACGUCACCCGCCUCAACCAGGACUUCCUCCAGUGCGCCGUCUACGACUCCGACGACUCCCACGCCCGACUCAUCGGUGUGGAGUAUGUGGUGUCUGAUAGGAUAUUUGAGACUCUGCCUCCGGAUGAGCAAAAGCUGUGGCAUUCCCAUGCUUAUGAGAUCAAAGCAGGCCUCUGGGUCAACCCUCGGAUCCCCGAUAUAAUUGGCCAGCCUGAGCUCAAUAAUUUGACCAAAACUUAUGGCAAAUUCUGGUGCACAUGGCAGGUUGAUCGAGGUGAUCGGCUUCCACUGGGGGCGCCGGCGCUGAUGAUGUCGCCCCAAGCGGUGAACUUGGGGAUGGUGAAGCCGGAGCUGGUGCAGAAGAGGGAUGACAAGUACAACAUAUCAACGGAUGCUUUGAGGGUGUCGAGGGUGGAGAUAGCCGAGCCGGAGUGGAGUAAUCCGCAGGCGGAUUACUGGAAGCAGCAUGGCAAGGGUUUCGUCGUUGACGUCAAGCAUUUGAGCAAGAUUAGGAACAUUAAUUACUUUGUGGAUAUCCAAGCACCUAUUUUGAGCAAGAUUAGGAACAUCUAUUUUGUCAUUUAUUAUCGAAGUGAAUUGACUGCUUCUUUCACUUCAGUUUGAUAAAUGCUUCAAGAAAAAAAGCUACGCUUCUGCCCAGACGCUUGUCUUUGGACUUCAGUGUGGUGUGCUUAUAUAUAUUACCUCUAUCUCUUCCUCUCUCUCAAUUCCUGUUUAUGCUAGCUAUAAUCAGAAAUGGGAGGAAAGAAAAAAAACAAAUCAAGCGCCACCACUGCCAAUACAUCAGAAACCGGAGGAGGAAUGCAAACAAA